This is a messenger RNA of Mytilus californianus (California mussel), 2103 nucleotides long. RefSeq names its product kelch-like protein 24. NCBI's taxonomy places the organism in Eukaryota, Metazoa, Mollusca, Bivalvia, Mytilida, Mytilidae. Gene Ontology annotation, molecular function: protein binding. The transcript is spliced from 2 exons. The record is from RefSeq and is a predicted model, not a curated record. The coding region runs from base 150 to 1943 and encodes 597 amino acids.
UGAGCAGAAGAUGACUCGAAGAGCGAAUGGUGAUUGGUUAAUCUUUGGGAAAACUAUGAAGAGGGAUGUGUCUAUUGGACAUUUUUUAAUCUGAGCUCUUAGAGAUUGUUUUGGGUUAGUUUGGAUUGUAUACAAAUAGCUUUACCACAAUGGCUGAGGAGAAUGUCAAGUCGGACAAAAAGAAAAAUAGCUUGUCGUCUACUCUUCGAAAUUUGGCCGACAUGGGUUUAAAUGGCGAAAUGGCCGACCUUCAAGUGAUUGUCGAAGGCAAAUCUUUUCCGUGUCACAGGUUAAUUCUAUCAGCAGUUUCUCCGCAUUUUCGAGCAAUGUUCAAUUCAGGAAUGGUCGAGUCACAGAAUGGUCGAGUAGAAUUACCUGAUAUUACAAAGGAAGUUUUCGAGAUCAUUCGAACAUUUAUUUAUACUGGAAAUGUCGAAGUGGAAAAAAUCACUGGUGACAAUGCCUGUGACCUUCUUCAUGCAUCUGCACUUUAUGAAAUACAGCCUUUGCAAGAAGAGUGUGAACGUAUUCUUGGAAAUGAAAUCGGCAAUGAUAAUUGUUUACCUUUAUUUAAAAUGUCACGAAUGUACAAUUGUAAGGUUUUAUUUGACAAGUGUAGACCGUUUAUUAUGGAAGGAUUUAAUGGCUUAUGGAAAGCUGACGAAUUUACUACCCUUCACAUAGAGGAUCUUGAAAGCAUUGUCCGCGAUGACGAGUUAGUCCCAGUUGAUGAGGAGCAAAUUUGUGAAGCUAUCCUCAUGUGGGUAAAAAAGAACCCAGGGGAAAGAAAGAAAUUUAUUGGUCGAUUGUUUAGACAUGUUCGUUUUAUCAAUAUAAGUCCGGAGUAUUUAAUCACAGAGUUAUAUUGCGAAGACCUUUUGACGAAAGACCCUGACUGCAAAAGAUAUCUGGAUGAGGCUCGUGAUUUUCAUUUGCUUCCGGCAAGACAGCACGAGUAUUCAACCGGACGAUUCCACCUUCGAGACAGUGAUGAUUAUGAGGAGGUGAUUUUAGUUUUAACAGAAUUCGACAUGGAACGUUCAGGGUCAUUUUAUCAAGAUGGAAAAUGUUUGUGGGCUUUUAGCUUGCAACAGAGUCGAUGGUUCACAUUAUCACCCGUUCCGCACCCACUAAACCCGGGAUUGCAUAUCGGUAUGGUAUCGUACAGAACAGAUGUUUUCAUUACAGGCGGUAAUGAAACGAAAACCUCAAAGAACAUUAUGAGAUACGAUUCCGAAAAGAACGAGUUUACAGCAAUCCCAGAGGCAGUGUUGAAAAAGGGUCGAUUCAGCCAUAUGAUGGUUGCAGUCCGAGAAUCUUUAUUUGUCAUGGGUGGUAAACUCGAAAAGGCAAGGAAGGAUGGCACGCAUCAAGUUGUUGCGACUAUUGAAGAGCUACCAGUUCAUGGGAAAAGAUGGCGAGUAAUUGGGGAAUUGAAGACAGCAGUGCAUUCCGCAAACACGGCUAUUGUUGGUGAAAAGGUUUUUGUUUUUGGUGGAGUACUAGAAGACGGAUCUUUCCAUAAUCGUGUGCAAGUUUUUAAUGUCCGUGUGCGUGAAACUGAAAAUGCUUGUGAUAUUGAAAAAAAUAUGACUCAACCUUUUAAAGUCAUCCACUUUGGAGGACGGAUUGUUAUCUUCACGGCUAAAGGGGACAUGUACGAUUUUGAUUCAGAUGAGCUGAAAUUCAAAUUAAUGAAACAGAUUAAAUCGACGUAUCUGCCAAUAGCAGCUGUUUCACAUUAUAAAGGGUGCAUCAUACUUCUAACCGGGAGGCAAGACAAUCCAAUGUGUUAUAAUAAAAUGUACAGAAUGGACGUUAGUGUAAACCCAUAUAGAAUGGAUCUUAUCACGCCUAAAUCGAGCAUCAAGCCAAAGCCUAUUCAUUCGUGUCAGAGGGGGAGAGUGAACAAACAGUUCAUGUACCAUACUUAUUUCCAAUGAGGAUAUGUGUAUUUGUGCUGGAAACGGGGACCUUUUUAAAGACAGAUUAUUCAUUUUAGUAAAAGAUGGUGUUUAAUAUAUUGUUUUUCACAGUUAAACUGGAAUUAUUAAAGUUUGUAAAUGUAAAGUUAUUUUUUAAGUAAAGCUUUGGUUUUUUUUU